Australozyma saopauloensis is the source of this 813-nucleotide messenger RNA. RefSeq names its product phosphatase PAP2 family protein. The record is from RefSeq and is a predicted model, not a curated record. The transcript has a single exon. Gene Ontology annotation, molecular function: phosphatidate phosphatase activity. Lineage: Eukaryota; Fungi; Ascomycota; Pichiomycetes; Serinales; Metschnikowiaceae. Bases 1 to 813 code for a protein of 270 amino acids. Gene Ontology annotation, biological process: phospholipid metabolic process.
AUGCUUCUUUUGCUGUAUUUCGAACUGAAACGGUUUCAGCGGCUACUUCCCGAUUGGUUGACCGCGUGCGGGCUUACUGCCUAUUUCAUCCUUAUUGCCGAGCACAGUAGGCCGUUUCUGAGGCAGUUCAAACUCAAUGAUCCCAGAAUACAGCAUCCAUUUGCGGAAAUCGAGCGCGUCUCAGGGCUCAUGUGCUUGGUUUUAGCUGCAGUUGUUCCGCUGGUCGUAAUUGCUUUUGUUUGUUCGUAUAAGCACUCCUCUAGAGAUCAAGCAUGGCAUGUGCUUAACGUUUCUGUAUUGGGUCUUUUUCUAUGUAUUGCCAUUGACGGCGUGGUGACCGAUGUGCUCAAAGCAUGGAUUGGAAUCCCCCGUCCUGAUUUUCUUGCUCGGUGUGGACCUGCUCUCAAAACCCCAUUAGAUCAAUUUGUAGAUGUAUCGGUGUGCACUGCACCAUUGGGCCAGAGAUUGUUGCAAGACGGCAUGCGAUCGAUGCCUUCGGGCCAUUCGCUGAUUUCGUUUGCUGCGUUUGGAUAUCUCUGCAUGUGGUUGUUUGGCCAGGGAAAGUUGGCGCUUCUGCCCACAACGAAACCGCUCUACUUGUACUUGGGAGCGUUUUCGCCGCUCAUGGUGGCCACGUAUAUUGCGCUUUCUCGUGUCCAGGAUUACAGACACAGCUUUAUGGAUAUCACUGUCGGUUCACUUCUAGGAUGCGUGGUGGCUCUAUUGGUUCAUGGGAAAUAUUUUCAUUCUUUUUGGGCUGAGAGGAGCGGCGAGCUCUUGGAUAGUGACGCUGAGCCUAUCCUUCCAAUUUAA